Molecule: messenger RNA, 341 nt
Organism: Myodes glareolus (Bank vole)
Lineage: Eukaryota; Metazoa; Chordata; Mammalia; Rodentia; Cricetidae
Source: RefSeq, a predicted model, not a curated record
GAAAGAAAGAAAGAAAGAAAGAAAGAAAGAAAGAAAGGAAGAAAAGAAAAACAUGUUCUGUCUGCUGAUCGCCGCCAUCAUGGACACGAGUCGCGUUCAGCCCAUCAAGCUCUCUAGGGGAACCAAAGUGCUGGGCAGGACCGGUUCGCAGGGACAGUGCACACAGGUAUGUGUAGAAUUUAUGGAUGACACCAGCAUCAGAGGUCCUGUUGGAGAGGGAGAUGUGCUCACCCUAUUGGAGUCAGAAAGGGAGUCUCGGAGGUUGCGCUGACCUUCCUGCUGGGUCCUGAGUAUCCACCACUUGGCCCAUAAUGACCUGCGACUAUUAAAUAAAACAUUUG